AAGCGGUCACUCUGACGCUGUUUAUAAAAAAUUUUUAACGUUUCGGUCGCAAAUCGGCGCGCGGAUAACUAACGAAAAGUAGUGGCUAGUGCAAAUCGGGACGGAACGAAAUGCGGCAUCAUAUAGUUAACUAAGUUAUCAAUUAGCGUGUGAAAUCAAGCAGUGAGGCGCCACGACGAUCUUAAUUCAGGAAAAGCUAGCCUCCCGGAGCGCCGAUACAAUAGAGUUUCGGGCUGCUGCCCAUAGGAAUUCCCCCAGCCUACUGGCGACUGUCAAAAAUAGAUGAUAAAUUUUUAAGUGAAGCGUGCAUUAGAUAAAAAUAUAAGCAAAACUGGCUACCAGCGACAAACUGUCCACUUUUUUCGUGGCCAUGGACGAUGAGGAGGAGGAGGAGGUCACGGAUCUGAAGCUGCAAUUGUUCCACAAUACAGUACGCGAGCACAUUAUAUUCCUGCUACUGAUCAUCUUGCUGUACUUCAGCUCGUAUGUGGUUGUCUCACGUUUUCGGAGGCGCGAUCGUGACGAUCUCUAUUCGAAUGACGAGGACGAGGUGCUGGUCUAUCGCAUAAGCUUUUGGCUUUGCACAUUCACACUGGCCGUGGCCGAAGGGGCUGCCAUGCUGCUGCCCGUUUCCAUCGCCAGCAACGAGGUGCUGCUCUUGUACCCCAACAGCUACUAUGUGAAGUGGCUCAACAGCUCACUUAUACAGGGCCUGUGGAACCACGUAUUUCUGUUCUCCAAUCUAUCGUUGUUCAUCUUCCUGCCGUUCGUCUAUUUGUUCUCGGAAUCCACGGGAUUCGUGGGUCACAAAAAGGGCAUUCUGCCGCGUGUCUACGAAACCUUUACAGUAUUCAUGCUGAUGGCCAUUAUUGUCCUGGUACUAACUGCCGUCCUAAGUGCAGUCUUUGGCAUUGAAAAGUUUCAAUUCUUUUGGUUUCUAAAUUUAGGCAGUGUUCACCUGCCGUUCCUUUAUUCGUGUGUCUCUUUUCUGGGCGUGAUGCUUAUGCUGAUUUGCACCCCCUAUGGCUUUGUGCGUCUGUUUGGCGUUGUCAACCAGGUGCUGGUGCGCCCCUUGCUGCUGCGCGACGUCAACGAGGAGUUCAGCGCCUUCUACAUGGAGGAGGCGAGUGUGAAGCGCAAGUUGGCCCACAUCGAGCUGCACAAUGUGAGCAUAUCGGAUGCCGCCGCCAACGGAGGUCGCCUGGGCAACGGGAUUGGACUGGGAGUGGGAUUGGGACGUGGACGCAGCUUCUUUCCCCAGCCACUGCUGCAGGCACAUCUCUACCAGCGUAAGCCGAUGGCCAGCGAUGUGGGCGAGCUCAACGAAAGACUGAGAGAACUGGACUCCGAGCGCAAGGAACUGGACAAGCUGCGCAAGUCGAGCACCUUCCAGCGCACCUUCGUCUACCCGCUGGCCAUGCUGCUGCUGCUCUUCUGCACGGGCGUCACCAUUCUGCUGGUGGUGCAGAACACGCUGGAGCUACUGAUAGGCAUCAAGGCGCUGCCACUUAGCACGAGGCAAUUUACGCUAGGCAUUUCAUCGCUCUCCAAACUGGGACCCUUUGGCGCCGGCCUGGAGGUGUGUCUCAUCUUCUACCUGGGCGCCACCUCGGUGGUGGGCUUCUACAGCAUGCCCUUCAUGCGGAAUGUGUGCCCCAAGCGGCGGCAGACAUCGCUGCCACAGCUGAUGCUGAACUGCGGGUUCAUGCUGGUUUUGUCCUCGGCGUUGCCGCUGCUUAGCAGGAUUAUAGGCAUCACUAACUUUGACCUGCUGGGCGACUUUGGGGCCAUCGAAUGGCUGGGCAACUUCCAGAUUGUGCUGCUCUACAAUCUGGUCUUUGGGACCACCACUGCCCUGUGCCUGGCCAACAAGUUCACGGCCACGGUGCGCCGCGAGCUGAGAGCCCGGUUAGUGGAGAACUAUGUGCUCUUUACUAACUACAUGAGCUUCAUCAACUGAUAUUGGCGCAAGCGACACGACAACGCGUUCUUUGUCCACCGCCACCUGGUGAGACGUCUUGUCGAGUCGCCGCUGAAGAGCCUGAGCCUAACUAGUUUCUAUACCAAGUAUCGUAAUCUUAGUCGUCGUAAGAGCAGUCGCAAUACCACCGCUAGUCGCAAGGCAAACGAAAUGAACUGUUGAGAAAUAAGCAAGACAUGGGAAGAUGGAAGGCAGCUGAAGCUAUAUAAUAUACCUUUACAUAUGUUAUAUGAUCACGCGUAGUUGUGCAGAACUGAUACUAAUAUUUAAAUGUUGCGCUGUUCACUGUUGUGCUUAAUUGUUGUACUUUAUACAGAGUCCUCGAGAGGGGUACCCGCAUAUCACCACGCAGCCAGUUGAUGUACCAAGAUUAAUGUAUUCGCCAAUAUAUAUCGUGUAAAUAGAUAAAGUUAUUGUGCAACAUAAGCCGCAGUCAGCCGUUGCAGUAGAAGUAGGCUUAAAAUUCGUGUAAUUCACUCAAUCUCUUGUCGUUUAGAGUCAAGUGUUGAAUUCGAUUUCGCAUACAUGUUUUUCGCUGUUCAUCUACGUAUUUGAGUUUUAUAUAUAAGAUUUUAACAAUGUUCCUUAAGCAGCGCAUCGACUGAGGCGCCUUCAUUUCAUUUUAUGCAUACUCAACUCUGUAACCCAAUAUUCACACAAUCACACACUUACAAGCGUCUACAACUUAUGUGAUAAAAUAUAAUAAACAACGCAUUUUACUAAUUUAAUCGA
This is a messenger RNA of Drosophila elegans, 2713 nucleotides long. RefSeq names its product protein Lilipod (gene lili). Gene Ontology annotation, biological process: signal transduction. Gene Ontology annotation, molecular function: transmembrane signaling receptor activity. The record is from RefSeq and is a predicted model, not a curated record. The transcript has 8 exons. The coding region runs from base 371 to 1960 and encodes 529 amino acids. Lineage: Eukaryota; Metazoa; Arthropoda; Insecta; Diptera; Drosophilidae.